Molecule: messenger RNA, 4175 nt
Organism: Gordionus sp. m RMFG-2023
Lineage: Eukaryota; Metazoa; Nematomorpha; Gordioida; Chordodea; Parachordodidae
Exons: 7
Coding region: 175-3351 (1058 amino acids)
Biological process (GO): potassium ion import across plasma membrane; regulation of monoatomic ion transmembrane transport
Cellular component (GO): plasma membrane
Molecular function (GO): inward rectifier potassium channel activity
Source: RefSeq, a predicted model, not a curated record
ACUUUGGAUGCUAAAUAACUGUUUACAUUUAUUCUAGUCAAAUGUGGUGCUUAAAAAAACUUAUUUUACAAUAUUAUAAGAUUAGACGCAACUAAUGUCUUAAAAUAUUUAAUCAACAAUAUGAAUAACUAAUUAUCUGAUAAUCAACAUUAGCUCAUUGUCACUUAAAUAAUUAUGAAUUCUGAUGAAAGGGAAGACUUUCACAAAGAACCUAUGCUAAAUUCAGAAGCUAUACAUGAGAAUAUUAAACAUAUUACUGAUCCUAUUCCAGAGCGCUCCAAUCAUAAUUCUCUUAAUUCCUUAAAUUCGGAUGCAUCUUGUUAUCCUGAUACUAAGUCCAAUACAAUACCUGAGGUCAAGACUAGAACAUUUGCCAGAUAUCCUAUCUCUUUUAACAAAUUUCUCAAUAAACAACCCAGCUCUUUAAGCCUUUUUGGUCCCAGCAGUGAACAACCACACUAUCAGAAAUAUCCGCUUCUCGACAAUAAUGAUUUUAAAAACGAGUGCUUAAAUAAGCUAAGUAUUGUGGACUCAAAUGUUACAGCAUGGAAAACCAAUCAAAUCAAUGAAGCCCCAAAAUACAAGGAUGUUAGACUAGACCAAAACCAGAAGCCUAGAUCAGUAAGACAUUCUUUCCCUUCCAGAUAUGCUCUACCACUUCCUGCUUACAUUAAUAAACCCGUCAUCUCAUCUCCCGACAGGUGUAUGAUAGAAGAGGACAGUCCUUCGUCUUAUAGUAAUAUGGACCUUAGCCCAGAAAUGGAUUAUUCUCCUGUCGUAGUUCAAAAUAUCACGAGAAAUGGCAAGGUCCACAGGUCUAGGCACAAAAAUGAUCUUAUGGUGAGCGAAUCUCCCGUGUCGAACAAGGAAAGUGAAACAGGAGACGAUGAGACAGAGAUAGAAGAAGAGGAAAGUGAGGAAGAUGAAAGCGAAAGCUACACAAUGAACCAAGAAGGGCUCGGAAACGACGGGGAAGAUAAUGGACUCGGCGAUAAAGUGACAAAUUCCCUAGUAUCCGAUUCUUCCCCCGAUUCUCCAAUUAGUAAAUACGAGUUGAAUGACAGUCAGCCCAGCAUUUUAACUAGGGAAAAACUCCGCUUAGCAAAUUUCGAUGACGUGUUGGGAGAUAAUAAGAAAAUUCAUAAUCCCUUAUUCCGAUUGUGGGCUGAUCUCAAAAUUCGCCUAACUCCCGAUUUUUGGGUCUUUCGUAGAGCAUCCCCUAUUUUUCGGGGUUCGUCUCCUUCCCUCUACCACCCGAAUACGUUGAGAGAAAAGAAACGUGAUAAGGUACCAUUUAAAGAUCAUAAAUUUAUCAGAUCAUUUUUCCCUUCUCCCAAAACAUCUCAAACUCCGGUAUCCUUUGUUUUUCCUAACACUUCUCAAUCUCUGCCGGUAGCUGCCGGAAGGCCCCAAAUUAUAAACAACGGCGCUAGAAGGUCCGUCAAGUCUCUCAAAUCCUCUUUAAAAUUGAGUUUAUUUCCUCAGUCACAAGACUCUGAUAGUCGGGGAGAAUACCGUCGGAUCAAAAAAAUAUCUCCUCCUUGGUAUUAUAGCCAGAACGACAUGGUAACUUACCAGCUACAGCAACUCCAGAAACAACACGAAAAUUCGCAUCCAAGCGGCAUGGAAAGAGUUAGCGGCCCCUAUCAUCGGUUUUUUCACCGUAAGGAACACCUUUGGAAAGUAUCCCGCACAUAUGGCCCAUCUGACGAAAUCGACCGGAACUUAGAUGGUUAUCAACCCGAAAAAAGACCCCGCUUUUUCUCUUCUCCCCCUUUACUUCCAGACGCUUUUUUAGCCAACCAAAUACCUAAUUCUGGCUCUUUUUUACCUUCUUCAGAUAUAGUCAAAUCUGCAGUCCAAACCACCGCAAUUAACAAACUCCCACGGCACCAUACAACCGGCCAUAAGCAUUUUAAAAAAGUGCGCAAACGACUUGUCAAUAAAUCUGGCUCGUGCAACAUAAUCCACUCCCAUAUCCCAAAGCGUAAGCAGCACUUCCUCUCCGACAUUUUCACUACGUUGCUGGAUAGCAAGUGGCGCUGGGCCGUCAUCAUAUUUACCCUAGGUUUUUUGCUCAGCUGGACCCUUUACGCCAUCGUUUGGUGGCUCCUGUGUUUCAGUCAUGGCGAUUUUGACCACGCCAGGGAUCCCGAUUGGAAACCAUGCGUCAAAAACGCGCACUCCUUUACUUCCCUCUUUCUGUUUUCGGUCGAAACGCAGCACACCAUCGGAUACGGUCAUCGUUACAUAACGGAAGAAUGUCCGGAAGCUAUUUUGGUUCUCAUAGUUCAGGCGAUAACUGGUGCUAUGAUACAAGGGUUUGUGACGGGUCUCAUUUUUUCUAAGUUAUCGAGACCUAAGAAGAGGGCUGUUACCUUGAUGUUCAGUCGUAAUGCCGUGAUUUGUACUCGAGAUGGUGCUCUAUGCCUUCUGGUUAGGAUAGGCGACAUGCGAAGGUCUCAUAUAGUGGACGCUCACACCAGAGCUUACCUGUUCAGGAAAAAAGUCACCCUGGAAGGCGAAACCCUCCCAUUAAACCCUUACAAUCUGGAGUUGGGGUUCGAUUCUGGUGUCGGACCCGUACCCGACAUUGUUUACAAAAGCUCUAGCACUUUCAACAAUACCGGUAUUCCAGAUCUCUCUCAUAAUUUUACUUCUACUCAUAACUCGAACACAGCCAUAAACGAUAAAAUAUUCUUGGCUUGGCCAUGCAUUUUAGUCCAUAGGAUGGAUUCACCUUCCUCUCCGUUCUAUGAUCUCUCGGCCGAAGAUGUUAGAAAGGAAAAAUACGAAAUAGUGGUAAUUUUAGAGGGCAUGAUUGAGUCUACCGGUAUGAGUAUGCAGGCUAGAACCUCAUAUUUACCCAGUUAUUCUGUCCAAGGGCUCUACCUGUGUAAUCGAAGGAUGAACACAAUAAGCGAAAUACUUUGGGGUUACAGGUUCCAAAAGCUUAUAACGUUCAUACGAGAAGAUGGGGACUACAUGGUGGACUAUUCCCGGUUCCAUAACACUAUUCCGGUUAAUAUGCCCCGGUGCAGCGCGAGGAUGCUCAAAGAGCUCCGAGACAAAUUCCAACAAAAACGCAAGCUGGAAAAACUUUUGUCCCAACGGCGUAUAUCUUGUCCGGUUACCUCGACUUGUAACUGUCACCUUUUACACGUCAAAAACGAAUUCAAUUUGUUAAACGGCGAGCACUUUUCAAAAAAAUUUGACUCCGCCAGCAAUAACAGCGAAUGUUUUAAUUGCAACGGUAAGGUCUCCCUUAUGGUCACGCUCGAAGCUUACGAUAAAUUGAAUACUCUCUUAAACGACGUAAAACAAACCUUGCAUCAAAUCAAAGGAUUUUAGAGGGAGAAAAAAGCGAGAAAAAUAUUUGGAGACUUAAAUAUGUAAUUCAGAUUUUAGUCCCCCCCCACCCCCCCCCCCACCCACCCAUAGAUGACUUCGGGUCCAAACAAAAAAAAAUUCACAUAAUCUCAAUUAUUAAUAAAUAAAUCAAAUUUUAUAUUGAUAUAUUAAUAAUAUUUUUUUAAAAAUAAAUUAAUUAUGAGCCAUUUAUUUUGCUCAACCAAUUUAUUGCAUUGUUGAAGGAUUUAAAUAUUUUUUUUUAAUGUAUAGUAAUAAUAAAGGUCAAACAUUUACUAUUAAUAUUCAAAGGUCAACCUUUUUUUCUAAUUGUUUAUAUAACGCGUUUAUAAAAAACUUCGUCAUCUAUCAUUUAUAUUAUAAUUUAUUUUUAUUAGCAACCUAAAUCCCGUUCCAUCCACACCCUUUAAGGCUAGUGAGAUUCGAUCCGACACGAUUUAACAGGUGAGCGAAUUUUAAAUAAUCUUAUAGUGGGAUCAAUUUUUCUUAAUCAAAAUCGAUAAUUCUUAGAUUAUUUAUUGAAUAGAAUUAGAUAAAAUUCAUAUUAAUAAAUUGAUGAACAGAUUUUAAAAAUCGAUCAGCUGUUUCUUGUGAUCGGAUCCGACUAUAAAUCUAGCCUUUUCCCAAUAACACUUCCUACCUCUGUUUUUUUUAAAUAGUCAAAUUAAGGAGAAUCUUACGUACAUAGAUUAUAAAUUAUAUUUACUCUUUUCUAUAAAAAAAGAAGAAUUAGCAAUAUUAUUAUAAUACUAUUAUAAAUUCAUUGUAAGCCGAAUUCUUUAACCAACCAUUUAUAAAUGUCAUAA